This is a messenger RNA of Alosa sapidissima (American shad), 981 nucleotides long. RefSeq names its product olfactory receptor 2AT4-like. The transcript has a single exon. The record is from RefSeq and is a predicted model, not a curated record. Gene Ontology annotation, cellular component: membrane. Bases 1 to 981 code for a protein of 326 amino acids. NCBI's taxonomy places the organism in Eukaryota, Metazoa, Chordata, Actinopteri, Clupeiformes, Clupeidae. Gene Ontology annotation, molecular function: G protein-coupled receptor activity; olfactory receptor activity. Gene Ontology annotation, biological process: G protein-coupled receptor signaling pathway.
AUGUGGAAGGGAAAGAACGACACAGAAUUCAGAAUAAAAGAGUUUAUUCUGGUGGGCUUUCCUGGACUUCAUCCUGAUUAUUAUGGCCUGGUGGCAUUCAUUUUCUGUCUUGUUUAUGUCAUCACAGUUGUAGGGAACUCUCUUUUAGUGGUAACAUUUGUGCAUGUGCCCAGCCUCCAUAAACCUAUGUACAUUAUCAUGUUGAGUUUGGCUCUGUCUGACAUAGGAUUCAGUACUGUUGCUCUACCCAAGAUAAUUUCACGGUACUGGUUUGAUGACAGAUUUAUGACCUUCAAUGUCUGUUUCUCACAAAUGUUCCUGAUUCACACCUUUGGAACUGUGAACUCUUACAUCAUGGGGAUUAUGGCUCUGGAUCGUUAUAUGGCCAUAUGUUAUCCUCUCAGAUACCCUGUGCUCAUGAAAAAUCAGACCAUGGCCAUCCUCAAUAGCGUUGCCUGGGUUUUCUCUUUUGUUACCCCUGCUAUCUUCUCUGUCUAUGACUACAGGCUGCCAUACUGUGGGCCUAACAAAAUUUUUCAGUGUUAUUGUGAUCAUCAUUCUAUGGUUACACAGGCAUGUGCUGACCACGGGUUUGCUACACUGGUUGCCUUCAUAUUAGCUAUGUUGGUGCUUCUGAUACCCUUAGCUUUUAUCAUCUACUCAUACAUUCAUAUCAUUUUCAGUGUUACAAGAAUAGCCAGUUCAACAGGCCGGUGGAAAGCCUUCUCCACCUGCACCACUCAGCUUUGUAUAAUCAUUCUUUACUAUCUACCACGAUGCAUCGUCUAUAUUUUCAAUGUGGCUGGUCUCUAUAUAAACAUAGACCUUCGUAUCACACUUAUCCUUUUCUAUAGCCUGUUUCCCCCCCUUGUCAACCCCUUCAUCUACUGCUUCAGAACAAAAGAGAUCAAACAGGCACUGGCCCAAUGGUUCAGUAUAAAAAAGAACAAAAACUUCUCCAUUGCUCCUAUUCCAAGAUGA